UGGGUGUGCGUGUGGGGUGUGGGUGUGUGGGUGUGGGUGUGGGUGUGUGUGUGGGGCGCGGGUGUGGGUGUGGGUGUGGGUGUGAAUAUCAAAUGAUACACCCCACGCCCACUCCCACGCCCACACCCCACACCCACACCUACACCCACACCCACAUCCACACCCACACUCACACACCCACACCCACCCGCACCCACACUCACACCCACACCCACAAAUAAAAUGUAUGAUAUUGUAUAAAUUUUUUGAUAGGACAUUGGUAAUGGCUGCCCACAUUUGGGAGGCAGCCACAAAAGGAGUUGGUUUAACUGAAUUUGGUUUAAUAGAAUCUGAUAUUAAUAAUGAACGUAAUGGAUUACUGUUGCAUGAGUGUAUCGAAAAAGCCUUUGAUCAUCAACAACUAUGCUUUAUUUACAAUCCAUUUAGUGGUUAUUUACAUGUGACGAUAUUAUGCAUUAAUUUGAAAUAUAUGCUUAUCAUCGAUGAUCCACAAAUGAGAAUUAACUUAAAUGAAAGAAGAAAAUUUAAUGAUAUUGAUGGCAAUACUUUAAUAUUAGCAAAAGAUAUAUAUCCUUAUCGCCGUCUUCUCAAUCAGCACGCAAGAUGUGCUUAUAAAACCGGUAAGCUUAACAAAUGGAUUGACGAUAAUGAAAAAUUUGAAGGUUUUUUUUAUUUAUCUGGCUUAGUUUCAUUACCAGGUGAUGAUCGUGAUGAAUAA
Rotaria sp. Silwood1 is the source of this 718-nucleotide messenger RNA. The record is from the annotation of a GenBank genome assembly. Lineage: Eukaryota; Metazoa; Rotifera; Eurotatoria; Philodinida; Philodinidae.